Molecule: messenger RNA, 1142 nt
Organism: Talpa occidentalis (Iberian mole)
Lineage: Eukaryota; Metazoa; Chordata; Mammalia; Eulipotyphla; Talpidae
Product: HLA class II histocompatibility antigen, DO beta chain
Exons: 6
Coding region: 1-858 (285 amino acids)
Biological process (GO): immune response; peptide antigen assembly with MHC class II protein complex; positive regulation of T cell activation
Cellular component (GO): MHC class II protein complex; membrane
Molecular function (GO): MHC class II protein complex binding
Source: RefSeq, a predicted model, not a curated record
AUGGAAUCUGUGUGGGUGCCCUGGGUGGUGGCUUUGCUGGUGAAUUUAAUGAGGCUGGAUCCCUCUAUGACUCAAGGCACAGACUACCCAGAAGAUUUUGUGAUUCAGGCAAAGGCUGACUGCUACUUCACCAACGGGACGGAAAAGGUGCAUUUUGUGGUCAGAUUCAUCUUCAAUUUGGAAGAGUAUGCACGCUUUGACAGUGACGUGGGGAUGUUUGUGGCACUGACGGAGCUGGGGAAGCCCGAUGCUGAGCUGUGGAACAGUCGGCCGGAUAUACUGGAGAGGAGCAGGGCUUCCGUGGAUGCUCUCUGCAGACGCAACUACUGGCUGGGGGCACCCUUCACUGUGGGGAGAAGAGUGCAACCAGAGGUGACAGUGUACCCUGAGCGGACCCCAUCCCUGCAGCACCACAACCUGCUGCUCUGCUCUGUGACGGGAUUCUAUCCAGGGCACAUCCAGGUCAGGUGGUUCCGGAACGGGCAUGAGGAGAGCGAGGGGGUCACGCCCACUGGCCUCAUCAGGAAUGGAGACUGGACCUUUCAGACAACAGUGACACUGGAAAUGACUCCUGAGCUUGGGGACGUCUACACCUGCCUUGUUGAGCAUCCCAGCCUGCUGAGCCCUGUGUCUGUGGAGUGGAGAGCUCAGUCUGAAUACUCUUGGCAAAAGAUGCUGGCUGGAGGUGCAGCCUUCCUGCUUGGGCUAGUCCUCCUUCUGGUGGGGACCGUCAUCCACCUCAGGGCUCGAAAAGGAUACAUGGAGGCUCAGCUGUCUGGUUAUGAGGUGUGCAGAAAAAAUGUUCUCCCGCCACAGGCAUGCGAAGGCCCUGAGUGGAGACUGUCUCCUGGAUCCUGAAGCAGCUCCUGAGCCCUGGACUAGGCAGAGGACAUUGAUGAGGUCGAUGUUCCAGGGGCUCCUUUCUGUGAGGGUGGGGAACAGUCCCGAAUGAUUCUGUGUCCUGAGGUCAUCCAUUUCCCACCCUCUUCGCUUCUCCCUCCUGCUUGAGAAGGUCAUCAGGCCCCAUUCCCAAGACCAAAGUCCAGAAAUUCCCCUAAGACUUAAUUCCUUCCAGCUCCAAACUGUUUACCUUUCCAGCCCUAAUUCUGAAGGCCAUUACCCAGUCUUUCUCCCUGCUAGCU